Messenger RNA from Scutellospora calospora, 681 nucleotides. The record is from the annotation of a GenBank genome assembly. NCBI's taxonomy places the organism in Eukaryota, Fungi, Glomeromycota, Glomeromycetes, Diversisporales, Gigasporaceae.
CCGACCAUAAAUAAUCGUCUUGGAAAUGAGAAAGUUGGACAAACAAACGCAACUCGCAUCAGCUCGGUAGAAAAAAAUCAACCAGUGAUUAGUUUAGAUGAUGAGUUAACAAUGUUGAAUGCUAGAUUAACACAAUGGUGUUUCUUGAACGCUAAAGCAGAUCACGCAUUUGAAUGUCAAAAACGAUUUGCAGAGACUCAAUUAAUGUAUGCAUGGAAAUUACUUGUCAAGAAACAAGACGAAUUAUCAAAUGCCUUAAGAAGUUUUUCUCUAAAAAUGGAUAUUUCGAAAUUGGAUACAACUUUAACUUUUCAGACGAAUUUGUUAUUACAAAUAAGCGAACAUUUGGAACAUUUUAAAACUCGUUAUGUUGAAUUUGCAUCAUCUUUGGCAAGCACCACAACCGCAAUGCCAAUUGCUAAUAUAUUAACAGGAGAAUUAGAUCAAUUAUCAGAAGAAAUAAAUACUUGUUCUAAUGCUGCAGCUGAUUUAUUGAAGAAGUGGGAAGAAUCAUCAAUGGUCCAUGAUAUCGCUAAUUUAAUGCGAAAACUCUGCAUCAAUCUUAAGGAAGAGAUCCAAGAGUUAAAUGAAUGUAAUGCACUUUUACGUGAAAUUUCUGAUGCAGAAAUAAUUGAAACUAGUUUAAGAAUUGAAAAGAUCGAAAACAUGAGAAAAUCUUAA